AUGCGCAUUCCGGUAUCUGUUCUGGUGUUAUCAAUCCUGUCGAAGUUCUGCACGGCACUGCUCGAAGAGAAAUUCGUGGCAUUCGAACAUGAGGGCGCUUUGGAUAUCACCCAUGCCCCUGUCCUCUAUGCUGCGGAUGACUUCAUCGGAGUUGGAAUUGCAGCCGAAAGUCUCGCGAGCGAUUUUGCUGAAAUAACAGGCUCCAAGCCAGAUAUCCGUAACCUUACACAAGAACAGCUCGGCCGGUUUGGCGGCAUCGGGCGAGCUGAGAGCGCCAUCAUUGUGGGCUCACUGAAGUCCCCGCUGAUUCAACGCCUGUCCCGCAAUGGCACAAACUCGACGUUGAAUGUCCAAGACAUCGCGGGAAAAUGGGAGGGUUUCAAGACGUCAAUUGUGCGGAAUCCGCUGCCUGGAAUUCAGGCCGCGCUGGUUAUUGCGGGGAGUGACAAGCGCGGCGCGAUUUUCGGGAUUCAUACGCUUGCUGAGCAGUCGGGACAGUCGCCAUAUCACUGGUUUGCCGAUGUCCCUGCUAAGAAGCACGAGAAGAUUUAUGCCCUUCCAAAGACAACUGUGCAUGGAGAGCCGAGCGUGAAGUAUCGCGGGCUUUUCAUCAAUGACGAGGAGCCGGCAACUACACUAUGGUGGGCUCGGAAACACAAUGCUUCACACUACCGUCUGGACACUGAAUACUACCGCCACGUCUUCGAUAUGAUGCUCCGCCUCAAAGCAAACUACAUUUGGCCCGCAAUGUGGCGCUCUUACACCCCUCCACCAGGCCAAAUCUUCUUCACCGAUGACCCCGGAAAUACGCAGCUUGCAAACGACAUGGGGAUUGUCGUGUCCACGAGCCACCACGAGCCUAUGCAACGCGCAACUAAUGAGUGGAAUGUCACUGAAACGGGACCCUGGGAUUGGCGACGCAACAAGGAGAAUGUCACAAGCUUUAUGGAAGAGGGGAUUAGGAGGAUUGAGGGAAAAGAGGUAUAUAUCACAAUGGGAAUGAGGGGACCGAAUGAUGGGCCAAUUGUAGGCGACGAUGCGUUGGACAUAUUGAAGGAUGUGUUCGAGACAGAGAGAGCAAUAUUCAAAAAGUAUUACGGCUCUGAAGAUGGUGUAAAUCAGAUGUGGACGCUGUAUAAAGAGGUGCAGACCUACUAUGCUGCUGGCCUUGAUCCACCAGAGGAUGUUACGCUAAUAUUUCCCGAUGACAAUGCGGGCAAUGUGCAGCGCCUGCCUACUGCAAAUGAGAGUGCAAGAGCGGGUGGUAUCGGACUGUACUACCACUUCGAAUAUGUCGGAUCUCCCGUCUCGUACAAAUGGCAGAAUAUAGCAAACUUGCCCAAGGUUUACAAAGAACUAUCCCAAGCCAAAUUGCGCGGGGCCGAUCGCAUUUGGAUCAUGAACGUCGGCGAUAUCAAACCCAUGGAACUCCCUCUUUCCUUCUCCAUGGACCUGGCUUGGAACACAUCUAGUAUCACUUUCGAAAGCAUUCCCGAAUAUCUUACGCUCUGGCUCACGCGCGAGAUUGGCACCGAGUACGCGGAAACACUUACUCCUCUGCUGAUGGAAUGGGGCCACCUCAUCGGUAUGCGCAGAUACGAAGCCGUGUGGCCAAGCACGUACUCCAGUUUCUAUUUCCGUGAAACCGAGAGGAUUCUGGGUCGCUGGCAAACGCUGCAAGACCGAAUUACCGCGCUGCAUGAGCAAAUGCCUACCGACAUUGCGCCGGCGUUCUAUCAACUGGUAUAUUAUCCAAUCGUUUCUGGAGCAACAUUUUAUCGCGUCCAGCUCGGUGUUGCUUUGAACAGAAAGUACGCGCAUGAGCGGAGGAACUCUGCAAACGGCGUGGCAGAACAUGUCCGAGAACUGUUCGAGUCAGACUACGACCUCACACAUGGUUUCAACACUCUCCUCAAUGGAAAAUGGUCUGGAAUCCUGGAGCAAGCAAAAUAUGACGACCUGGAAGGAUACGAGCCAUAUGGUGGAUUUAGAGAUUGGCCAAAUCCCUCUCGAGAUAUGCUAUCUAACCUUUCAUACGUCCAACUGCGCCAGGAUAUGCAGUAUACCCUAGGGAACAUGGGCAUCUAUGCAGAAGAAUCAGUCAAUGCUGCCAUACAAGGUCGCUGGGCGGAAUCUAUCGACGCGAGUUUACCCAGCAGCCAGUUAGGGAACCCCGAGAGAGAGUGGACGCCAACCCUACUUGUUAUGGAUCCUUAUGGCCCUCCAGUACGUUUUGUCGAGCUUUUUAUGCGGGGCGAUUAUCGUGUGCCGAUUAACUGGACCAUAGGAGAACCUCCUGUGGACUGGCUCAGAAUCACUCCCAGAUCAGGAAUGCUUCAUCAAGACCACUAUGAUCAGAGAGUGAACAUCAGCAUCGAUUGGGAUCGGGUACCUGUUGGCUUUAAUGCCACGGUGAUUGUGCCAGUGACAUCGACGCCAUCCCACUACCCCUAUCAGGAUUAUCUGUACAUUCCGGUGUCAAAUCAUAGAGCCCCCGAUGGCUUCGUCGGCUUUCCAGAGACGGAGUUGAAAUUCAUAUCUAUAGAAGCGCCCCACUUCCAGCGCUCAUCAUUCUCACCAAACACUCGCAAUGGUACUACCGGAAACGACACCACCGUGCAUUUCGAGCAUAUUCCGUACUUGGGAACACGCACUGAAUCUGGUUCUUUGGCACUGCGACCUUACACACUGGCGCGUACCACAGACUCUACGAGCGCAUUCGUGGAAUACAACAUCUACCUCUUCAACAGCACGUCCGCCCUCAACGCCACCGUCUACAUAAAUGGCUGCCUGGACACAGAUCCCAACCUGCUCUUGCAAUUCUCCCUGACACUGGACGAUCAACCGGCGAACUUUACCCGCGUCCUGGGGCAGCCAACGAAUGCGGGAGAUUUGCCGCCCGAGUGGAAUCCGACAGUCAUGGAUAAUGUGUGGAAGAAGAAGGUAAGCCUUGGUCCAGCCGCUGCAGGAGCACAUAAGCUGGUCUGGAGAGCGAAUAAUCCGGAGCUGUAUCUGGAGAAGAUUGUGCUGUUUACAAGGGGAAGAGAAGGAGAGCGGGAGACCUAUCUUGGCCCACCAGAGACCAAGUUUGUU
Westerdykella ornata is the source of this 3093-nucleotide messenger RNA. RefSeq lists its product as uncharacterized. The transcript is spliced from 7 exons. Lineage: Eukaryota; Fungi; Ascomycota; Dothideomycetes; Pleosporales; Sporormiaceae. The annotation marks the transcript as partial. The record is from RefSeq and is a predicted model, not a curated record.